Molecule: messenger RNA, 2487 nt
Organism: Gasterosteus aculeatus aculeatus (three-spined stickleback)
Lineage: Eukaryota; Metazoa; Chordata; Actinopteri; Perciformes; Gasterosteidae
Gene: epn1a
Product: epsin 1a
Biological process (GO): endocytosis
Cellular component (GO): endosome; clathrin vesicle coat; plasma membrane
Molecular function (GO): clathrin binding; phospholipid binding
Source: RefSeq, a predicted model, not a curated record
UUUCACUCUUUUGAAAACUUCAACAAUUAACAGAACCUUGUUUGCAUAUCUGUUCGUUCGGCACUUUUAAAUCGUGAAUGUUAACACUAUCAUCCAUUAUUAAUGAGUUUUCUACUACAGCAAAACAAGGCUACAGGGGGUGCGGUCUUUCCUAGAGCCGAGAACGGAAGCGGAAAUUCGGCCAUCUCCUCGUACAGUCAAGCUACAACAGGUUUUCCUCUCCCAACGCCUGAGGAUUCGGGACCCAAUGUUGCCACGGGAAGAAACCGACAAACAGAGAAAUAGCACUCGGUGAAUGAGUGGCACACAAGUCAGAAACACGAAAGAUACAAAGAGGAGAAACCCUUAUUCUGCAUCAUCUUGUGUAACAGAUCGCAACAGAACUCGACGGCCAGACCGUUGCCAUGUCGACCUCAUCGCUACGGCGACAAGUAAAGAACAUGGUCCACAACUACUCAGAGGCUGAAAUCAAGGUCAGAGAGGCGACCUCCAACGACCCAUGGGGCCCCAGCAGCUCUCUGAUGUCAGAGAUUGCUGAUCUGACAUACAAUGUUGUGGCCUUCUCGGAAAUCAUGAGCAUGGUGUGGAAGCGCCUCAAUGACCACGGCAAGAACUGGAGACACGUGUACAAGGCUAUGACUCUUAUGGAGUACCUGAUCAAGACCGGUUCAGAACGUGUUGCUCAACAGUGCCGAGAGAAUAUAUACGCAGUCCAGACCCUGAAGGAUUUUCAAUUCAUAGACCGGGACGGCAAAGACCAGGGGGUCAACGUGCGAGAGAAAGCCAAACAGCUGGUGACGCUGCUGAAAGAUGAGGAGAGACUAAGAGAGGAGAGGAUCCACGCCCUCAAAACCAAAGAGAAGAUGGCACAGACCUCGAGCGCCUCCUCCGCUCCCUCAGCACCCAGCCUGGGGGGCAGCCUGUCAGCGGGCUCCCACUCUGGAGGGGCGGACCCUGAGCAGGCCUGGCCACAGAGCACCGGGGAGGAAGAUCUGCAGCUCCAGCUGGCCUUGGCCAUGAGUAAAGAAGAGGCAGAGCAGCUCCAGCUUUGCUCUCACCAUGUCAUGCCUGACCUACCCCAGACUGUCAAGGACCCUCUGGAGGACGCAGAGUUCUGCUAUGCAAUCACACUCAGCAAAGAGGCACAACAAAAGGAAGAGCGACUGCGUCGAGGUGACGACCUGAGACUGCAGAUGGCCCUCGAGGAGAGCCGGAGGGAGAAAUCUAAGCCUGAGGAGGGGGCUCUGAUGGAGCUGAGUGCCGCGGACCCCUGGGGGGCCCCGGCCGCCGCCACAGCGGGGAGCUCAGCAGGCCCGUCGCCUCCCAGCACACUUCCCGCCCCGACCACCUCGGGUCCGUGGGGCCCCGCCCCUGCCGACCCGUGGGGGGUAGCGUCACCCACAUCGCCUACAAGUUCUGACCCCUGGGGUGGGGGAGCUCCCCCACCCGCCAUAGCCCCUCCUCCGGACCCCUGGGGAGAGACGUCCAACAGGGUUAACAAUGUCGACCCCUGGGGGAGCACAGCUGUGACUCCCCCCAGUGCUGACCCCUGGGGUCCCUCAGUUCCACCCAGCACGUCCUCCUCGGGGGGGCCAGUAGACCCCUGGGCAAGGGACGGGCCUGUCCUUGUCUCUGACCCUGUCACCUCCGACAUCUGGAGUGGCACCGCCAAACACACAAAUGGCACAGGAGACCCAGAGCGACGAGGGUCCCCAGCCACAGGCUGCAACAGCACAGGCUCCCCGGUGCCCUUUGACCUGUCAUCUCUUGGUUCUUCACUUCCUAUACGUAAGACUCCUGAGUCCUUCCUCGGCCCCAACGCAGCGCUGGUGGAUCUUGAUUCCCUGUUGUCGUCUAAACCCAAACCCAAACAACCGCCGCCUCCUUCCAUCUCUUCGUCGUCAGCGCACAACCCCUUCCUCCAGAACACAGGCUCAUCUCCUGCCCCUGGCAUGGCAGUGACUCCUGGCAGCACCAUUUCCAGCAGAGUGGUUUCUCCAAUAUCAGCUUCCUCCAACCCUUUCGGCGUUGCUGCGUCCAUGACCUCCAUCUCGCCUCAGCCCUCGUCACUUGGCCUGAGCGGCCUGCGCUCCAGUCCCGUGCCUCCCAAUCCCAUGCUGGGCAUGGUGCAUCCGGGAAUGGGCCUGGGGCAAAUGAGUGUGGGUAUGGGUGCUCCGGGAAUGGGCCUGGGCAUGAUGCAGGCCAGCCCCAUGGGCAUGCCCUACAGCGGGCUCUCGCCGAUGGCCCCCCCGGGCUCAUCUCUGUUAGCCGCAGCACCCCCUCAGCUGAUUUUGGGUGGGCCCACUGGAACAGGAGGAGCGAUGGGAGCAGGAGGCUCGCUGGGAGGUGGAGGAACGACGGGAGCGAGCACCAACCCGUUUCUCCUCUGAGGAAGUGUCAGUCUCCACUUUGCUCACCUGUUUUGAGCUCCUGCUGCCCCCUUAAUUCACCCCUCCCCCCCUCCUCAACACGAUUUGUGUCCAAAAA